Messenger RNA from Phacochoerus africanus (Common warthog), 1093 nucleotides. RefSeq names its product DnaJ heat shock protein family (Hsp40) member C17 (gene DNAJC17). The record is from RefSeq and is a predicted model, not a curated record. The coding region runs from base 106 to 1020 and encodes 304 amino acids. The transcript is spliced from 11 exons. Gene Ontology annotation, cellular component: spliceosomal complex. Gene Ontology annotation, molecular function: RNA binding. Lineage: Eukaryota; Metazoa; Chordata; Mammalia; Artiodactyla; Suidae. Gene Ontology annotation, biological process: spliceosomal complex disassembly.
CAGGGGGCUAAGCGCCAUUCAGCUGGCUUGGGAACCAACUGUCCCCGGUCCCGACACGCUUAGACUCCUGGGAGUUGUAGUACUAAUCCAGUCAGGAUUGGAACCAUGGCGGUGACCAAAGAGCUCUUACAGAUGGAUCUGUACGCGCUGCUAGGUAUCGGGGAGAAGGCGGCGGACAAAGAGGUGAAGAAGGCAUAUAGACAGAAGGCCCUCUCCUGCCACCCAGACAAAAAUCCGGAUAAUCCCAGAGCAGCUGAACUCUUCCACCAGCUUUCUCAGGCCUUGGAGGUACUGACCGAUGCUGCUGCCAGGGCUGCAUAUGACAAGGUCAGGAAAGCCAAGAAGCAGGCAGCAGAGAGGACCCAGAAACUUGAUGAAAGAAGGAAGAAAGUGAAGCUUGACUUGGAGGCCAGGGAGCUGCAGGCCCAGACCCAUGGCAGCGAGGAGGAGGAGGAGAGCCGGAGUGCCAGGACGCUAGAACAAGAGAUCGAACGCCUGCGAGAAGAGGGUUCCCGGCAGCUGGAGGAACAGCAGAGGCUGAUGCAGGAGCAGAUCCGACAGGAACGGGAACAGAGGUUGAGAGGAAUGACAGAAAAUCUUGAAAGCAAAGGAACCCCCAAGCUAAAGCUCAAGUGGAAGAGCACAAAGGAGUCCGAGUCCCAAGGUGGAUAUUCCAGAGAUGUCCUCCUGCGGCUUUUACAAAAGUAUGGAGAGGUGCUCAACCUGGUACUUUCCAGUAAGAAGGCAGGCACUGCCGUGGUGGAGUUUGCGACCGUCAGGGCUGCGGAGCUGGCUGUCCAGAAUGAAGUGGGCCUGGUCGAUAACCCUCUGAAGAUUUCCUGGUUGGAGGGACGGCCCCAGAGUUCGAUGGGCCCCAGCCACCCAGGAGCAUCCCAGGGCUCAGUGCUAUCCGAAAGGGACUACGAGAGCCUCGUCAUGAUGCGCAUGCGCCAGGCCGCUGAGCGGCAGCAGCUGAUUGCCCAGAUGCAGCAGGAGGAGCAGGCGGGGCAGCCCACCUAGCCUCCUACCCCAAGCCUUCCCACCCCACAGCCCUUUUCUUACACAUCACCAAUAAACUUUUCUUUUUUCUUUC